This is a messenger RNA of Chondrus crispus (carragheen), 1285 nucleotides long. RefSeq lists its product as hypothetical. Bases 1 to 1170 code for a protein of 389 amino acids. The record is from RefSeq and is a predicted model, not a curated record. The transcript has 2 exons. NCBI's taxonomy places the organism in Eukaryota, Rhodophyta, Florideophyceae, Gigartinales, Gigartinaceae.
AUGGCCUUUCCUUCACACAACUCGGACAGCGCUUUUCCGCAGCCACAGUCUCCCAAUACCCUCAACUCUCCCACUUCUCCAGCCUCGGCCACAUUCGCCGACGAAAGCGAUCUCUUCGUGCAAGACGAACCGCAUGUUGGUGAGCUUCAUCUCGUCCCCUGCGCACUUGACGUGUACUUGGAUUUGCCGAACAAAGCAGAAGAUCGUUACGAACUUGUUGAAGGAAUUUUGUUUCAUCGACCCAACAUGGCCAAUACUCAACACGCGAUCAUAAAGGAAUUCCUCGUGACUAAGUUCAGGGCCGUCAAGCUGACCGGUAACAAUCGUGUGAAUAUCUACCCUGAGAUGAAAGUUAAGGUCUCUUCCGGGAAGAGUCGGUCGCCGAGCGUCCGAGUUCCGGAUGUUGUUGUGGGUCCGUACACUUCCUCUGAAAGCACCGGUAACGCAUCUCCCCGGUCACAGAAAAUCAUAUUUCACGAAGACAACAUACCACUCAUGGUAAUAGAAAUCACAAGCCCGAGCAACAGACUGACCGACAUGAACGCCAAGUCUGAGGAGUACUGCCGCACUGGGAUUGCGACAUAUGUUAUCAUAGACCGUGAGACGGAUCGCGUGAUAGUAAGAAAGCUAAUCCGAAACACGCGUUCUCGUCUUGACUACGACUCAGAGGUUGUAUACACAGGGGAUACGCUUGUGGACUGCUUUUUGUUCCGUGAACGUAACCUAACUGCAGAAAAGAUAUUUAGACCGCAGCAGACCGCAGAAGAGGCCGCCCAGUCACCGACCCGGAGAGAACAGCGUGCAAAGGAAAGAGAACGGCGUGAAAAGGAAGCAGCGCAAGCAACUGCUGUAUCAGAACGGCGUGCAAAGGAAGAAGCGCAAGCAACUGCUGUAUCAGAACGGCGUGCAAAGGAAGCAGCCCAAGCAAAGGCAGAAGCAGCCCAAGCAACUGCUGUAUCAGAACGGCGUGCAAAGGAAAAAGAACGGCGUGCAAAGGAAAAAGAACGGCGUGCAAAGGAAGCAGCCCAAGCAAAGGCAGAAGCAGCCCAAGCAAAGGCAGAAGCAGCCCAGGCGAGAGUAGAUGAGCUCGAAAGGCAGUUCGGGAAAGGCAAAGGCGGCUCUUCCGCGAGAGGUGGAAAGCAUACGAAUUCCGGGGGGAAGCCCAGAUGAAAGUCAAAGGCGGCUCUACCGCGAAAGGUGGAAGGCAUACAAAUUCCGUGAAGAACGUCGAUAAAGGAUAGUAGGAUAGUCUAGGGUGCCCCAGAAAUGUCACAACUCGAGCAAA